This is a messenger RNA of Symbiodinium pilosum, 839 nucleotides long. The record is from the annotation of a GenBank genome assembly. Lineage: Eukaryota; Dinophyceae; Suessiales; Symbiodiniaceae.
GUAAAGGCAAAGGUAAAGGCGACAAAGGCAAAGGGAAAGUCAAAGGAAAGGGAAAGGGAAAGAAGGGCGGCGGCAAGGCGAAAGGCGGCGGCAAGGGCGGAGGAAAGAAGGGGGCAGCAAAGGUCGUAAUUGAAGCUCACCGUCACGAAGGUGCGUUCGUGUCCAAGGGAAAGGAUGACUCUCUCGUUACCCGGAACCUCGUGCCAGGGGAGUCUGUCUACGGGGAGAAACGCCUCGUAGCCGAAGCGGCGGACGGAGAAGAGAAGAUUGAGUACCGAGUGUGGAAUCCCUUCCGCUCAAAGUUGGGCGCAGGCAUCGUUGGAGGUAUUGGGGCCUGCCCUGUCAAGCCCGGUGCCAAGGUCUUGUACUUGGGUGGUGCCUCCGGCACCACGGUCUCGCAUGUCUCCGAUAUGGUUGGUCCGGAGGGCGUGGUCUAUGCCGUGGAGUUCUCGCACCGGUCAGGCCGCGAUCUAACGAAUAUGGCCAAGAGACGCCCGAAUGUUGUUCCCAUCGUUGAGGAUGCACGGCAGCCGCAGCGAUACCGAAUGUUGAUCGGCAUGGUUGACGUGAUCUUUUCUGACGUGGCACAGCCAGACCAGGCACGUAUCGUCACUCACAAUGCCGGCUUCUUCUUGAAGAACAACGGCUGGGUCAUGAUCUCCAUCAAGGCAAAUUGUGUGGACUCCACGGCUGCGCCGGAGGCCGUCUUCGCCAUGGAGAUUGAUAAGCUGCGCAAGGAUGGUGUGAAGCCGAAAGAGCAGCUUACCCUUGAGCCAUACCAUCGCGACCACGCUUUGGUUGUCGGGGUCUACCGGGCCAGCAAGAAGAAGAAGGAGUGA